Molecule: messenger RNA, 2355 nt
Organism: Otolemur garnettii (small-eared galago)
Lineage: Eukaryota; Metazoa; Chordata; Mammalia; Primates; Galagidae
Gene: CDHR4
Product: cadherin related family member 4
Exons: 19
Coding region: 1-2355 (784 amino acids)
Biological process (GO): homophilic cell-cell adhesion
Cellular component (GO): membrane
Molecular function (GO): calcium ion binding
Source: RefSeq, a predicted model, not a curated record
AUGGUGCUGCUCAAGUUCCUGGCACUCCUUUUUGCUCUGGUUGUUUCUGACCUCCACAGCCUGCCCUGGUUUAUAAAUAUCUCCGAGAGCAAAGGCCCAGGCACCAUCCUUCAGUCUUUCUCCUUCAACUGUUCCUUCCACACGCCUACCCUGGAAUUGCUCAAUGUGCAGCCACCCACCACCUUCUUCAACCCACCCAGCUUGGCCAGAUGGAAAGGGAUCUAUGUGGGCCAGGUAACCUUGAGCAGCUCAGCUCGGCUGGAUGCCUUGAUGGUGAACCACUAUGAGCUGCAGCUUCGGUUCACUUGUGGCAGCCACGUGAUGGAGAGACCACUUUUUGUGGAUGUGCAGCGGGACCUUGGCCAUAUCCAGUGUGCUAGUCAAUUUUCCAGCCCAGCUGGAGAAAUGAUUCAGGUGCCAGAGACAGUCACACCUGGGGCCAGGCUAUACACUCUGCUGCUUCCAGGCCUAGAAUUCCAGGGAGCCCAGAUGAGCAUUAUCAGUGUCCAGGACCCUCCAUACUUCCCUGGACCUUUCUCCAUCAAUGAGCAAGGUUGGCUGCAGGCACCAUCCCAGGGCCUCAAAGGCCAAGCUGAAAAGGUCUUCCAGUUGCAGAUCUCAGUGUCUUAUGGACAAGGCCAAAGCUGCCAGGGGAUGGUGAUGGUGAAGGUUUUGCCUGCUUCCUCUCACCGAGUCUCCUUCCUGGAGCAGGCCCUGAAUAUCACCAUCCCUGACAACCUGGUCCCUGGGAGCGAGGUGGUUCAGGUCCAAGCCCAGGGCUUUGACUUGCGCUACGAAAUCCUGUCCCCGAUGCCAAGCCUACUCUUCUCCAUCGGACAUGCAAAUGGCGUGGUCCGGACCACCUCACCACUGGAUUUGACUCGUGCCCCGGGUGUGGUAGUCACCAGGCUGCAGGUGAAGGCCUUUGAGUGGCUCCAGCCAUGGGCCAGUGCCAAACUCAACCUUACGGUAAACAUGUGGUCUGUCAACCAAUGGCCCCCCCGCUGCCUCCCAGCACUCCUGAUGUCUCAAAUCCCUGAGACUGUGUCUGUGGGCACUGUGCUGAAUACCCUCAGUUGCACUGAUCCAGACUCUGCUGGUGCCACCCUUGACUACCAGCUAUUGUUCCAUAGCCAUCCCAACCCUGACAGCUUCUACCUUCGCGACAAAGUCCUUGAGGUGAAUGCCACAUUGGACUGUGAUACUCCUGAAGCCUGCUUCCAGCAUGCAGCCUCCAUCCUGGUGCUUGAUGGUGGUCAGCCCCAGAUGACCACUGAAGUGCCAGUACUGGUGAUGGUGACACCUGUCAAUGAGUUCUCCCCAGCCUGUGCCCCACGCACGUUCCGGGUUCGGGAAGAUGCACAGCCCCACACUGUAGGCUCUGUGGCGGGCACGGAUAUGGAUUACCCGCAUGACAGCAUUGAGUACUACACCUCUGGCUGGCCUGACAUUUUUGCUGUGGACCGUCUCAGUGGGGAGGUUCAUCUCCUAGGACCUUUGGACUAUGAGCAGCAGAGGCUAUACAGGCUCACUGUCCUGCUGAUUGACUAUGGCCAAGACUGGGACCCCACCUAUCACCGCUCAGGCUCCUGUACCAUCACCAUUGAGGUUGAGGAUGUGAAUGACUAUGCCCCGGAGUGUGAGCCCUCAUUUCAGGAACUCACCAUCUACACUCCUCUGGGCCAUAGUGUGGAAGUGACCAAGGUGUCAUGCUGGAUCCCUCAGGAGCCACAGCGCCUGCCCUUCUCCUAUAACAUUGUGGGAGGGAAUAGCCAGAGCCGAUUCAGCCUGCAAGGAGCCUUCCUGGUGUACUAUGACCCUGUGUUGGGGUCCCCCUGGCCAGAGCAGCCCCAUACCUAUGAGCUAUUGAUUCGUGUGGCUGAUGCAGGGCCCUCCAUCUCCCACCUCAGCACCACAGCCACCAUCAUUGUGCAUCUAGUUCCCUCGAAAGCUAACACAGUGGCCACCAGUACCCACAGAAUCACAGUGCCCUCGAUGAUACCUCUGCUUGUGACAGACACAGAAGCUUUCUGGCAGCCAGAGCCCUGGUUUGUGGUGGUACUGACAAUUACAGGUGCCCUUUUCCUCUUGGCUCUGGGCUGGCUCCUCUGCAAACUCCUCCAUGGCUUGGCCCAGUUGCUACAGGAACCAAGAAAACCAACCCAGGCUGUGCUGCUCACCAGCAUCCAGGGAAUUGAGGGGCCCAUUGAGAGGUUUAUGGAGGUACCAAGGAUGGAGAUGUCCCCGGCACCCAGCAGCAUCAUAAGCCUGCAUUUUGAUGGCAGAGCACAGGACUCCCGUACAGGCAGAGACUACCUAUUCAACACGCACACAGAAGCCCGGCGCUGGCUCUAA